Microdochium trichocladiopsis is the source of this 1785-nucleotide messenger RNA. RefSeq names its product cytidine deaminase-like protein. NCBI's taxonomy places the organism in Eukaryota, Fungi, Ascomycota, Sordariomycetes, Xylariales, Microdochiaceae. Gene Ontology annotation, cellular component: cytosol. The coding region runs from base 1 to 1785 and encodes 594 amino acids. Gene Ontology annotation, molecular function: IMP cyclohydrolase activity; phosphoribosylaminoimidazolecarboxamide formyltransferase activity. The record is from RefSeq and is a predicted model, not a curated record. The transcript is spliced from 3 exons. Gene Ontology annotation, biological process: 'de novo' IMP biosynthetic process.
AUGUCGGCCGCACAAAAGAUCGCAAUCGUCUCCGUCUUUGACAAGACGGGCCUGCUGGACCUGGCUAAAGGCCUCGUCCAGCAGUCCGUCCGCAUUCUUGCAUCUGGCGGCACUGCCAAGAUGAUCAGGGAAUCUGGAUUCCCCGUAGAGGACAUCUCUGCCAUCACAAAGGCCCCCGAGAUGCUUGCCGGCCGCGUCAAGACCCUCCACCCUGCCGUCCACGCCGGUAUUCUUGCCCGUAACCUGGCCACCGACGAGAAGGACCUCGCCGAGCAGAGCAUUGACAAGGUCGACUUUGUCAUCUGCAACCUCUACCCCUUCAAGGAGACUGUCGCCAAGCCCAACGUCACCGUCCCUGAAGCCGUCGAGGAAAUCGACAUUGGUGGUGUGACCCUCAUCCGUGCCGCUGCCAAGAACCAUGCCCGUGUUGCAAUUCUCAGCGACCCCAACGACUACGCCGAGUUCUUGAAGGAGCUUGAGAGUGGCGAGAUCAAGGAGGAGAGCCGCAAGCGCUAUGCGCUCAAAGCCUUCGAGCACACUGCCGACUACGACUCCAACAUUGCUGGAUUCUUCCGCUCCAAGUAUGCCGGCGAUGGCGAGCAGCACUUGGCCCUCCGCUACGGCGCCAACCCCCACCAGAAGCCCGCUGCGGCGUACACCACCAACGGCCAGAUCCCCUUCAAGGUGCUCGGCGGAGCCCCUGGCUACAUCAACCUGCUUGAUGCCCUCAACAGCUGGCCUCUGGUAAAGGAGCUCAAGGCAGCCCUCGGCAAGCCCGCUGCUGCCAGCUUCAAGCACGUCUCCCCGGCUGGUGCUGCCAUUGGCGUCCCUCUCUCUGCAGAGGAGCGCAAGGUCUACUUUGUCGAUGACAUUCAAGGCAUCGAGACUUCAGGUCUUGCUCAGGCCUAUGCUCGCGCCCGUGGCGCUGACCGCAUGAGCAGCUUCGGCGACAUGAUUGCCCUCAGUGACGUUGUGGACGUCCCCACGGCGAGCAUCAUCUCCAAGGAGGUCUCUGAUGGCGUCAUUGCUCCCGGCUAUGAGCCUGCCGCGCUGGAAAUUCUCAAGAAGAAGAAGGGUGGCAAGUACCUCGUCCUCCAGAUGGACCCCGAGUACCAGCCGGACCCGAUCGAGACGCGGACAGUCUACGGCAUCAACCUCACCCAGCACCGCAACGACAUUGAGAUCUCCCCCGAGACCUUCAGCCGCACUGUCACGCCCAAGGACUUUACCCUGCCCGAGUCCGCGACACGCGACCUUACCGUCGCCACCAUUGCCCUCAAGUACACCCAGAGCAACUCAGUCUGCUACGCCAAGAACGGCCAGGUCGUCGGCCUCGGCGCUGGCCAGCAGUCCCGCAUCCACUGCACCCGCCUGGCCGGUGACAAGGCCGACAACCUCUGGCUGCGCUUCCACCCGCGCGUCCUGGCCAUCAAGUGGAAGAAGGGCACCAAGCGCCCCGACAAGAGCAACGCCAUCGACCUCCUCGUCAGCGGCGAGCUACCCAAAUCUGGUCCCGAGCGCGAGCAGUUCGAGGCCGUCUUCGAGGAGGUCCCCGCCGCCUUCACCGAAGAGGAGCGCAACGACUGGCUCAACAAGCAGACCGACGUCGCCGUGUCCAGCGACGCUUUCUUCCCCUUCAUCGACAACGUCUAUCGUGCCGCCCGCUCCGGCGUCAAGUACAUCGCCGCGCCCGGCGGCUCGCAGAACGACUCUGCCGUGUACGAGACUGCUGAGAAGCUCAACAUUGUCGUCGUCGAGCAGAAGAUCCGUCUGUUCCACCACUAA